Myxocyprinus asiaticus (Chinese sucker) is the source of this 2972-nucleotide messenger RNA. RefSeq names its product la-related protein 7-like. The record is from RefSeq and is a predicted model, not a curated record. The transcript is spliced from 13 exons. The coding region runs from base 296 to 1990 and encodes 564 amino acids. Lineage: Eukaryota; Metazoa; Chordata; Actinopteri; Cypriniformes; Catostomidae. Gene Ontology annotation, biological process: RNA processing. Gene Ontology annotation, cellular component: nucleus. Gene Ontology annotation, molecular function: mRNA binding.
AAGUAGAAGAACUUUGAGCAAAUGCACUAAUAUCAAACAUAAAGUAAUUACUCAAUACAUUACAUCUGUGUGUGGCUUACAAAAACAUGUGUUUGCACGAAAAUUGGUAAGAAGUCGGUGAUGUUUUUGCUGCAAAAGGAUGCCUAAAAUUGUAGCCGUGGUGAUCUAAAGCGAAUAUUUUUAACGCGGUUCAGCGUGUAACUGUUUUCUAAGCGUCGCGAUUAUAAUCGUCAUUUGAAACGCUCGCCUACUGUUAGGAAGGUACAAGUGACAAGUUAAAGACCGUCAUAGGAAGAUGAUAGACACAGAAAAGAUUCCCAUAGGAGGGGACUCCGCCUCUGCAAACAUUGGUGAAAAGAAGAGAGAGAAUGAGAAAAAGAAGAGAUCUCGAGUGAAACAGCUGCUGGCUGAUGUGAAGAAGCAGGUGGAGUUCUGGUUUGGCGAUGUGAAUCUCCACAACGACAAAUUCAUGAAGGGUCUCAUUGAACAGUCCAGGGAUGGAUAUAUUGACAUAUCCAUAUUAACAUCAUUCAACCGAAUGAAGAAGUUGACUACAGAUUUUAAAUUGAUAUCCAGGGCUCUAAAAAAUUCAACAUUUGUAGAGGUCAGUAUUGAGGGAACACGAAUACGACGGAAGUGUCCGCUUGGUGAGAGUCCAAAAGAUGUGGACAGCCGCACCGUUUAUGUGGAGCUGUUGCCAAGGACGGUCAACCACCUUUGGGUGGAGAGAGUGUUUAACAAGUGUGGAAAUGUGAUUUAUGUUAGCAUCCCAAGAUACAAGUCCACAGGACACCCCAAAGGAUUCGCCUUUGUGGAGUUUGAGACAGAAGAGCAGGCACAGAAUGCCAUAGAGAUGCUGAACAAUCCUCCAGAAGGUGCUCCCAGGAAGCCAGGCAUCUUUCCGAAGACUCAUAGCAAAAAACCUAUCCCCUUUGAUGCUGUCCAGGAAACACAAGAAGAGGAAGAGGAUGGUAAGAAAAAGAAGGAAAAAAGUUCUCGAAGUGGGCUUAAAAACAGUGCCGUUCAAGAAGUGGUGGUUGAUAAAGUGAAGGACACAGGAGAAGCCGUAGACGCUGAGGUUACACAUGAGCCAAAGAAACAAUCAACCGAUGAAUUUGCAACCAAAAACCUUGUAAUAAUGACAAGCACAGCAAGCAAGAAAGCAGAGAAGAAGAGGCGAAGAUCGUGCAGUGCUGAUGCGUCAAACGCUGAGAGCCAAGAGGAAAUGCCCUCCAAAAUGAGGAAAGUAGAAGUGGAGGAGAGUGAGAUUAAAGAUUUGUCAACUGAAGGCAAGAAUGAAAAGCAGCUAGAAUCUGAAAAGAAAGAGGAUUCUGUUUUGAAGGCCAAGAGGAAGAGAAAGAAGCAGCAUAAAGAGAGAUUAAAAAUAGGAGAUGAGGUCAUCCCGCUCAGAGUCCUCUCAAAGAAAGAGUGGCUAACACUGAAGCAGGAGUACCUGACAUUGCAGAAGCACUGCAUGGCUACUCUAAAACAGUCAGUUGCUCGGAUCAAUAAGAAGCCAAUUGAGUGUGGCAUCACACAGACUAAAGAGAAUGAAAACAAUGAUUCUUUUAAGGAUACAGCUAAGAAAGAGAUUACUUCUGGCCCUGAAUUUAUGAGUGGAGUCAUUGUCAAAAUUAGCUAUAACCAACCAUUGCCAAACAAGAAGUGCAUCAAGGAUACACUCUCUGAGGUAUCAGCUGUGGCCUAUGUGGAUAUUCUUGAUGGAGAUGCAGAGGGUCACAUACGCUUCAAAAGUCCUGAAGAUGCACAGGCGAUCAUUGCAACUCGAUCAGAACUACAGAAAAAACACAAUUGGAAUCUUGAACUCCUCUCUGGUGACCAUGAGCAGAGGUACUGGCAGAAGAUUUUGGUGGACCGACAAGCAAAGCUUAAUAGACCUAGGGAAAAAAAGCGAGGAACAGAAAGGCUAAUUUCUAAAGCUGAGAAAAUCAAGGAAGCCAAGGAAGCAAGCAUUCAUUUUGAUGACUGAUGGUCUCACUGAGCAAUGAUUUUUUUUUAAUUAUAAAAGCAAUUUCAAAUUGCUUUGACACUGUAUUGUAAAAUAUUUUAUCUUUUAUGCUUUUGUGCGUUUAUGAGACCUGUUACUUAAGUAAUUCUAUGUCUGAUUCAAACUAAGUAGUUUCAGUAAUUAGUGCUAGGAUUUUGCAUUCAAAAUGUUCCUGAAAUGAUUGAAUUAAGUUGCAGAACUAAGAUGUCUGACAUAUCCACCAUUGUUAUUUGUAUACUCAAAGGAUUCUUAGUUUUACUGAUUUUUCAGAAUUUCACAUGUAAUAUGUUUAUUUUGAAUGAGAUAUUUUUUAAGUUGUUAACAUCCAAAUAGGAGUGUGUGAAGAAUGUAUUUAUAUGAUGGAUGUGAUGCUUUCAUCUUGGCCCUUGUCAUUUUAUUUUUUUAUAUAAAACUAUUUUUUGGAAGCAUUGGUGUUCUGGGGUUUGGGGUGGGGUGGGGUACAAUUCUUGGUGGUUACCAUGCUGUCCCAAACUCUGUUCUCUGUUUGAUGUGCAAGAUGCAUUUUAAAGACCUUAUUCAUAGUGCCAUAUUUGAUUUUUGCUGGAAAUGAAAACAAAGCUGUGAGGUCUCUUGAAAUCUUUUCAAUGGCAAGAGUUUUUACAUCUGUCUGCUCUUUGACUCUGUUUUCCCACAAAAUCUGCAUGGGUGGUCCAGAAAGCUGCAAUGUCAUCCUCAAGAGGUUUGUAAACCUUCUUUGCAAGGCUUUUUGAGUGUAAUAGAUCAGGUCAUGUAGUGAUCAGAGAACUUCAUGCUUCCUUGAAAGCUGUUAUGAUUCAACCCUAUAAAAAAAUUUAAAAAACGUGUCUGGUGCAAUGUGAACUUGAAGGGAUAGUUCACCUAGAUAUUAAAAUGAUCUCAUCAUUUACUCACCCUCAUGCCAUCCAGGAUAUGUAUGACUUACCUUCUGCUGAACACAAAGAUUUUAAGAAGAAUAUUUUAGCUC